This is a messenger RNA of Ostrea edulis (European flat oyster), 862 nucleotides long. Its product is annotated as allograft inflammatory factor 1-like. Lineage: Eukaryota; Metazoa; Mollusca; Bivalvia; Ostreida; Ostreidae. Gene Ontology annotation, molecular function: actin filament binding; calcium ion binding. Gene Ontology annotation, biological process: ruffle assembly; actin filament bundle assembly. The record is from RefSeq and is a predicted model, not a curated record. Bases 275 to 715 code for a protein of 146 amino acids. Gene Ontology annotation, cellular component: ruffle membrane; actin filament. The transcript is spliced from 6 exons.
UAUACUGUUACUAACACAACCGAUUAUCAAUGUUUUCCAGUUAAGGAAACCAUAUUACGAGAGUAUGUUUGAGUAAACUAGUUACUCAUUAAUUGUACAUGUCAUCUAUAUUACGGACCCCACGUGACAUAACAGGAAGCUUGAGAUACACACUAGAUACCUAACCAUCAUUGACUCCGGGCACUCGUGUAUUUAAAGACUUACGGGAAAUCGACCGUCGUUAUUCAGUUAUUUGUGUGUUUCAAGUUUGAGGCGGACGUUACAUAUAAUCAACAUGGACUUCGCUGACAAACAAGGAGGGAAAAGAUAUGGUAAGCUUCGAAAGGAACAGGAAGAUGCACUGGACGAAGUUAACAAGGAUUUUCUGGAGGGAGAUGCAUACAGCGAUGUGGAAGAUUUGGAAGAAAGAUUACAGGAAUACAAAGCUAAAUUUAUGGAAUAUGACCUUGAUAAUUCCGGUGACAUCGAUAUCAUGGAAUUGAAGCAAAUGAUGGAGAAACUAGGACAGGCCAAGACUCACCUAGAGUUAAAGAAAAUGAUUGCGGAAAUCGACACAGAUGGGUCGAACACCAUUAACUACACAGAAUUCCUCAACAUGAUGCUGGGGAAAAAGAAUUCCAUCCUUAAAAUUAUACUGAUGUUUGAAGAAAAAAAUAAGGAAAAAGCCAAGCCGACAGGACUUCCCCCGAAGAAAUCCCUCACAGACCUUCCGUAAAUACCCCGGAAAUACCCGAGUGUGAAUGGUUAACAUAGCUUAGGGUGAAAGACGAUCCUUGGGAAUGUGGUGUAUUGAAUGACUGGGCUUUGUUUUUGUUUCUUUGAGGCGAAUGUUUUUAGUAAAUAAAGUUAAAUCAAAAAUAAA